AGGCGCCCAUUGGUCUUGACGGAGACGCGGCGAGGAGAGGCGCGCUGCCCGCGCUAUAAAAGCCGGCGGCGCGUCGGAGCGGUUCGGAGAGGACUUCUUCUUUCAGUCAACUGGACGGUGCGUAUCGCAGUUUGCCGGGAAGCCACACAGAGACGCACGCACACACGCACACAGCGCGCCGCCAUGAGUGAGAGACAAGCAUCCGGAGCAAUGACUGGAAACAGCAAACCAUCUGCUGGACCAGGUCCUAAAAGUCAACAAAAGGUUCCAUCCAAACAUGAGAAGAACAAGAACAACCUCCCCCAGGACUUCGACAUCGAUAUGGACAACCCGGAGACGGAGAAGGCCGCCGUGGCCAUUCAGUCGCAGUUCAGGAGAUUCCAGAAAAAGAAGCAGGAUGUGAAGUCAUAGAGCGGAGCUUCGUCCGCUGCAACGUCACUCGAUGUGGUUUCGCUCUUGCAUGUCAAUCAAAUUGCACCGCCAUGAACUGAAAGGAAAGGGUGAGGGUGGGGUUCCUAAAGGUGGAGGGUUAGGUGUUUGGGGCUAAAUAGUAACUUUGUGAUAGUCUUUGUGUGAUUACAAACUUAUAAUGACAUGUGAUGUGGACAAACGAUGCAUUAUCUAAUUCUGUCUAUGUGUGUGUGUGUGUUUAAAUCUUUCCUAUAGUUUAAGUGUUUGGUUUUUUUACUUCAAUGAGACAGCAACGUUGCAGUGGAGUUUAAAGUGGAAUAUUUUUUCUCAUGCCACAAUCAAUGUAACAUACCCAUGUUAGCAACAAGGUAAAAUAGGUCUUCUCAUGAAUUAUCAAUGACUAAUUAUUUAUAAAUCAAGGGGAAUCUCAAGCCACAGUCUUAGUGGAGUCUUAACCAAUGCAUUUUUCAGCUCUGCUGGAAAGAUUUCCCUCUGGCUGGCUCAAAUUGUUCUAUACAGUAGCCAGUGCUUUCCCCGCAUAACUGAUGCUUUUAAAAUCAAAUGAAGGUCUUCAGGUUCUCCAUCACUUCUCUUCAGCUGAUGACAUGAAGCUCUCUGAGCUGUGUAUCUUUGUAGAUGUUGAGCUUGUGAAUUGAUUCCAUUUCUCUUUUGUUUCUUUUGUUCGUGUUCCAAUGUGAUUUAAACCACUUCAUUGUUAAGUUGCCUCACACAUGUGAAACUGUACAAGCACACACACUUAAGCAUGCAACCCAGAAGAAAUGCACACACACACACAAAACACACACCAACAGAGAAAUAAAUAAAGACAUUGUAAAGGAGUUUCACUGAAGCGCGAUGAAGUCCUUUGCAUCUUUAUUGAAAACGGCAAGGUCUUUUUGAGUGCAAGUUGAUUUACUUUCAACCAAAUGGUUUUGCACAGUGGAUGUGACUUGUUGUGGGGGGGCGCUGGGCCUCUGUAAAGAACUAUCUAGACCUGCUCUAUAUGAAAUGCAAAAAUAGAUCAAAAUAAUGAAUGUUUCGUUAAUGCUUUUAAAUAAACCAAUAGUCAUUUUGGUUUAUUUAACUCUA
Messenger RNA from Gasterosteus aculeatus aculeatus (three-spined stickleback), 1500 nucleotides. It is a transcript of the gene pcp4a, whose product is annotated as Purkinje cell protein 4a. The record is from RefSeq and is a predicted model, not a curated record. Gene Ontology annotation, molecular function: calcium ion binding; calmodulin binding. Gene Ontology annotation, cellular component: cytoplasm. NCBI's taxonomy places the organism in Eukaryota, Metazoa, Chordata, Actinopteri, Perciformes, Gasterosteidae.